Mandrillus leucophaeus (drill) is the source of this 8377-nucleotide messenger RNA. It is a transcript of the gene NCOR2, whose product is annotated as nuclear receptor corepressor 2. Lineage: Eukaryota; Metazoa; Chordata; Mammalia; Primates; Cercopithecidae. Gene Ontology annotation, biological process: negative regulation of transcription by RNA polymerase II. The transcript is spliced from 49 exons. Gene Ontology annotation, molecular function: transcription corepressor activity. Bases 162 to 7394 code for a protein of 2410 amino acids. The record is from RefSeq and is a predicted model, not a curated record.
UUCAAGUUGUGUUUGGAGCUGACGUGAGCGAGGUUGGUCAUGUGCUCGGGUGCCAGUGACGGGGUGGCCCGUGAGCUGAUGACGAGGACUGGCUUUUAAUCCUUGGUGGCGAUUAAGAGAAAGCUUAUCGGGGCCUGGGAGCCACCCCGACCCCCACCACCAUGUCGGGAUCCACACAGCCUGUGGCACAGACGUGGAGGGCCACUGAACCCCGCUACCCGCCCCACAGCCUUUCCUACCCAGUGCAGAUCGCCCGGACGCACACGGACGUCGGGCUCCUGGAGUACCAGCACCACUCCCGCGACUAUGCCUCCCACCUGUCGCCUGGCUCCAUCAUCCAGCCGCAGCGGCGGAGGCCCUCCCUGCUGUCCGAGUUCCAGCCCGGGAAUGAACGGUCCCAGGAGCUCCACCUGCGGCCAGAGUCCCAUUCGUACCUGCCCGAGCUGGGGAAGUCAGAGAUGGAGUUCAUUGAAAGCAAGCGCCCUCGGCUAGAGCUGCUGCCCGACCCCCUGCUGCGACCGUCACCCCUGCUGGCCGCUGGCCAGCCUGCGGGAUCUGAAGACCUCACCAAGGACCGUAGCCUGACGGGCAAGCUGGAACCAGUGUCUCCCCCCAGCCCCCCGCACACCGACCCUGAGCUGGAGCUGGUGCCUCCGAGGCUGUCCAAGGAGGAGCUGAUCCAGAACAUGGACCGCGUGGACCGAGAGAUCACCAUGGUGGAGCAGCAGAUCUCUAAACUGAAGAAGAAGCAGCAACAGCUGGAGGAGGAGGCUGCCAAGCCGCCCGAGCCUGAGAAGCCCGUGUCACCGCCGCCCAUCGAGUCGAAGCACCGCAGCCUGGUGCAGAUCAUCUACGACGAGAACCGGAAGAAGGCCGAAGCUGCACAUCGGAUUCUGGAAGGCCUGGGACCCCAGGUGGAGCUGCCAUUGUACAACCAGCCCUCCGACACCCGGCAGUAUCAUGAGAACAUCAAAAUAAACCAGGCGAUGCGGAAGAAGCUAAUCUUGUACUUCAAGAGGAGGAAUCACGCUCGGAAACAAUGGGAGCAGAAGUUCUGCCAGCGCUAUGACCAGCUCAUGGAGGCCUGGGAGAAGAAGGUGGAGCGCAUCGAGAACAACCCCCGGCGGCGGGCCAAGGAGAGCAAGGUGCGCGAGUACUACGAGAAGCAGUUCCCCGAGAUUCGCAAGCAGCGCGAGCUGCAGGAACGCAUGCAGAGCAGGGUGGGCCAGCGGGGCAGUGGGCUGUCCAUGUCAGCCGCCCGCAGCGAGCACGAGGUGUCGGAGAUCAUCGACGGCCUCUCAGAGCAGGAGAACCUGGAGAAGCAGAUGCGCCAGCUGGCCGUGAUCCCGCCCAUGCUGUACGACGCCGACCAGCAGCGCAUCAAGUUCAUCAACAUGAACGGGCUCAUGGCCGACCCCAUGAAGGUGUACAAAGACCGCCAGGUCAUGAACAUGUGGAGCGAGCAGGAGAAGGAGACCUUCCGGGAGAAGUUCAUGCAGCAUCCCAAGAACUUUGGCCUGAUCGCAUCAUUCCUGGAGAGGAAGACGGUGGCUGAGUGCGUCCUCUAUUACUACCUGACCAAGAAGAAUGAGAACUAUAAGAGUCUGGUGAGACGGAGCUAUCGGCGCCGCGGCAAGAGCCAACAAAAUCAACGGCAGCCUCAGCAGCAGCAACAGCAGCAGCAGCAGCAGCCCAUGCCCCGCAGCAGCCAGGAGGAGAAAGAUGAGAAGGAGAAGGAAAAGGAGGCGGAGAAGGAGGAGGAGAAGCCGGAGGUGGAGAACGACAAGGAAGACCUCCUCAAGGAGAAGACAGACGACACCUCAGGGGAGGACAACGACGAGAAGGAGGCCGUGGCCUCCAAAGGCCGCAAAACUGCCAACAGCCAGGGGAGACGCAAAGGCCGCAUCACCCGCUCAAUGGCUAAUGAGGCCAACAGUGAGGAGGCCAUCACCCCCCAGCAGAGUGCCGAGCUAGCCUCCAUGGAGCUGAAUGAGAGUUCUCGCUGGACGGAAGAAGAAAUGGAAACAGCCAAGAAAGGUCUCCUGGAACACGGCCGCAACUGGUCGGCCAUCGCCCGGAUGGUGGGCUCCAAGACCGUGUCACAGUGUAAGAACUUCUACUUCAACUACAAGAAGAGGCAGAACCUCGAUGAGAUCUUGCAGCAGCACAAGCUGAAGAUGGAGAAGGAGAGGAACGCGCGGAGGAAGAAGAAGAAAGCCCCGGCGGCGGCCAGCGAGGAGACCGCGUUCCCGCCCGUGGUGGAGGAUGAGGAGAUGGAGGCGUCGGGCGUGAGCGGAAACGAGGAGGAGAUGGUGGAGGAGGCCGAAGCCUUACAUGCCUCUGGGAAUGAGGUGCCCAGAGGGGAAUGCAGUGGCCCAGCCACUGUCAACAACAGCUCAGACACCGAGAGCAUCCCCUCCCCUCGCACUGAGGCCGCCAAGGACACAGGGCAGAAUGGGCCCCAGCCCCCAGCCACCCUGAGCACCGAUGGGCCACCCCCGGAGCCACCCACCCCGCCGCCGGAGGACAUCCCGGCCCCCACUGAGCCCACCCCCGCCUCUGAAGCCACCGGACCCCCUACGCCCCCACCAGCACCCCCAUCGCCUUCUGUACCCCCUCCUGUGGUCCCCAAGGAGGAGAAGGAGGAGGAGGCCGCAGCGGUGCCCCCAGUGGAGGAGGGGGAGGAGCAGAAGCCCCCCGCGGCUGAGGAGCUGGCAGUGGACACAGGGAAGGCCGAGGAGCCCAUCAAGAGCGAGUGCACGGAGCAAGCCGAGGAGGGGCCGGCCAAGGGCAAGGAUGUGGAGGCCUCUGAGGCCACGGCUGAGGGAGCACUCAAGGCAGAGAAGAAGGAGGGCGGGAGCGGCAGGGCCACCACAGCCAAGGGCUCGGGCGCCCCCCAGGACAGCGACUCCAGUGCCACCUGCAGUGCAGAUGAGGUGGAUGAGCCUGAGGGCGGCGACAAGAACCGGCUGCUGUCCCCAAGGCCCAGCCUCCUCACCCCGACUGGCGACCCCCGGGCCAACGCCUCGCCCCAGAAGCCACUGGACCUGAAGCAGCUGAAGCAGCGAGCGGCUGCCAUCCCCCCCAUCCAGGUCACCAAAGUCCAUGAACCCCCCCGGGAGGACGCAGCUCCCACUAAGCCAGCUCCCCCCGCCCCACCACCGCCACAGCACCUGCAGCCGGAGAGCGACGCCCCUCAGCAGCCUGGCAGCAGCCCCCGGGGCAAAAGCAGGAGCCCGGCGCCCGCCGCCGACAAGGAGGCCUUCGCAGCCGAGGCCCAGAAGCUGCCUGGGGACCCCCCUUGCUGGACUUCCGGCCUGCCCUUCCCUGUGCCCCCCCGUGAGGUGAUCAAGGCCUCCCCGCAUGCCCCGGACCCCUCAGCCUUCUCCUACGCUCCACCUGGUCACCCGCUGCCCCUGGGCCUCCAUGACACUGCCCGGCCCGUCCUGCCGCGCCCACCUACCAUCUCCAACCCGCCUCCCCUCAUCUCCUCUGCCAAGCACCCCAGUGUCCUCGAGAGGCAAAUAGGUGCCAUCUCCCAGGGAAUGUCGGUCCAGCUCCACGUCCCGUACUCAGAGCAUGCCAAGGCCCCGGUGGGCCCCGUCACCAUGGGGCUGCCCCUGCCCAUGGACCCCAAAAAGCUGGCACCCUUCAGCGGAGUGAAGCAGGAGCAGCUGUCCCCACGGGGCCAGGCUGGGCCACCGGAGAGCCUGGGGGUGCCCACAGCCCAGGAGGCGUCCGUGCUGAGAGGGACAGCUCUGGGCUCAGUUCCGGGCGGAAGCAUCACCAAAGGCAUUCCCAGCACACGGGUGCCCUCGGACAGCGCCAUCACAUACCGCGGCUCCAUCACCCACGGCACACCAGCUGAUGUCCUGUACAAGGGCACCAUCACCAGGAUCAUCGGCGAGGACAGCCCGAGUCGCCUGGACCGCAGCCGGGAGGACAGCCUACCCAAGGGCCACGUCAUCUACGAAGGCAAGAAGGGCCACGUCUUGUCCUAUGAGGGUGGCAUGUCUGUGACCCAGUGCUCUAAGGAGGAUGGCAGAAGCAGCUCAGGACCCCCCCACGAGACGGCUGCCCCCAAGCGCACCUACGACAUGAUGGAAGGCCGUGUGGGCAGAGCCAUCUCCUCGGCCAGCAUCGAAGGUCUCAUGGGCCGUGCCAUCCCACCUGAGCGACACAGCCCCCACCACCUCAAAGAGCAGCACCACAUCCGCGGGUCAAUCACACAAGGGAUCCCUCGGUCCUACGUGGAAGCACAGGAGGACUACCUGCGUCGGGAGGCCAAGCUCCUAAAGCGGGAGGGCACGCCUCCACCCCCACCGCCCCCGCGGGACCUGACCGAGGCCUACAAGACGCAGGCCCUGGGCCCCCUGAAGCUGAAGCCGGCCCAUGAGGGUCUGGUGGCCACGGUGAAGGAGGCGGGCCGCUCCAUCCAUGAGAUCCCGCGCGAGGAGCUGCGGCACACGCCCGAGCUGCCCCUGGCCCCGCGGCCACUCAAGGAGGGCUCCAUCACGCAGGGCACCCCGCUCAAGUACGACACCGGCACGUCCACCACUGGCUCCAAAAAGCACGACGUACGCUCCCUCAUCGGCAGCCCUGGCCGGACGUUCCCACCUGUGCACCCGCUGGACGUGAUGGCUGACGCCCGGGCACUGGAACGCGCCUGCUACGAGGAGAGCCUGAAGAGCCGGCCGGGGACCGCCGGCAGCUCGGGGGGCUCCAUUGCGCGUGGUGCCCCAGUCAUUGUGCCUGAGCUGGGCAAGCCGCGGCAGAGCCCCCUGACCUAUGAGGACCAUGGGGCACCCUUCGCUGGCCACCUUCCGCGAGGCUCGCCUGUGACCACGCGAGAGCCCACGCCGCGCCUGCAGGAGGGCAGCCUCUCGUCCAGCAAGGCAUCCCAGGACCGAAAGCUGACGUCGACGCCUCGUGAGAUCGCCAAGUCCCCGCACAGCACUGUGCCCGAGCACCACCCACACCCCAUCUCGCCCUAUGAGCACCUACUUCGGGGCGUGAGUGGCGUGGACCUGUAUCGCAGCCACAUCCCCCUUGCCUUCGACCCCACCUCCAUACCCCGCGGCAUCCCUCUGGACGCAGCUGCUGCCUACUACUUGCCCCGGCACCUGGCCCCCAACCCCACCUACCCGCACCUGUACCCACCCUACCUCAUCCGCGGCUACCCCGACACGGCAGCGCUGGAGAACCGGCAGACCAUCAUCAAUGACUACAUCACCUCACAGCAGAUGCACCACAACGCAGCCACCGCCAUGGCCCAGCGAGCCGACAUGCUGAGGGGCCUCUCGCCCCGCGAGUCCUCACUGGCACUCAACUACGCUGCCGGCCCCCGAGGCAUCAUCGACUUGUCCCAAGUGCCACACCUGCCCGUGCUGGUGCCCCCAACGCCAGGCACCCCAGCCACCGCCAUGGACCGCCUUGCCUACCUCCCCACCGCACCCCAGCCCUUCAGCAGCCGCCACAGCAGCUCCCCACUCUCCCCAGGAGGCCCCACGCACUUGACAAAACCAACCACCACGUCCUUGUCCGAGCGGGAGCGAGACCGGGAUCGGGAGCGUGACCGGGAUCGGGAGCGGGAAAAGUCCAUCCUCACAUCCUCCACGACGGUGGAGCAUGCGCCCAUCUGGAGGCCCGGUAGGGCAUCAGAGCCCCCCACCGCCCCCGCCCCGGGACUCCCUAGGUCCACCUCCACCUCCUCACCCGUUCGCCCGGCUGCCACAUUCCCACCUGCCACCCACUGCCCACUGGGCGGCACCCUCGAUGGGGUCUACCCUACCCUCAUGGAGCCCGUCUUGCUGCCCAAGGAGUCUCCCCGGGUCGCCCGGCCAGAGCGGCCCCGAGCAGACACCGGCCAUGCCCCGGCGCCGCCCGCCUCGGCCUCGGACCCGCACCGGGAAAAGACUCAAAGUAAACCCUUUUCCAUCCAGGAACUGGAACUCCGUUCUCUGGGUUACCACGGCAGCAGCUACAGCCCUGAAGGGGUGGAGCCCGUCAGCCCUGUGAGCUCACCCAGCCUGACACACGACAAGGGGCUCCCCAAGCACCUGGAAGAGCUGGACAAGAGCCACCUGGAGGGAGAGCUGCGGCCCAAGCAGCCAGGCCCCGUGAAGCUCGGCGGGGAGGCCGCCCACCUCCCACACCUGCGGCCGCUGCCCGAGAACCAGCCCGCGUCCAGCCCGCUGCUCCAGACUGCCCCGGGGGUCAAAGGUCACCAGCGGGUGGUCACUCUGGCCCAGCACAUCAGUGAGGUCAUCACACAGGACUACACCCGGCACCACCCACAGCAGCUCAGCGCACCCCUGCCCGCCCCCCUGUACUCCUUCCCUGGGGCCAGCUGCCCCGUCCUGGACCUCCGCCGCCCACCCAGUGACCUCUACCUCCCGCCCCCGGACCAUGGUGCCCCGGCCCGUGGCUCCCCCAACAGCGAAGGGGGCAAGAGGUCUCCAGAGCCAAGCAAGACGUCGGUCUUGGGUGGUGGUGAGGACGGUAUUGAACCUGUGUCCCCACCGGAGGGCAUGACGGAGCCAGGGCACUCCCGGAGUGCUGUGUACCCGCUGCUGUACCGGGAUGGGGAGCAGACAGAGCCCAGCAGGAUGGGCUCCAAGUCUCCAGGCAACACCAGCCAGCCGCCAGCCUUCUUCAGCAAGCUGACCGAGAGCAACUCUGCCAUGGUCAAGUCCAAGAAGCAAGAGAUCAACAAGAAGCUGAACACCCACAACCGGAAUGAGCCUGAAUACAAUAUCGGCCAGCCUGGGACGGAGAUCUUCAAUAUGCCCGCCAUCACCGGAACAGGCCUUAUGACCUAUAGAAGCCAGGCGGUGCAGGAACAUGCCAGCACCAACAUGGGGCUGGAGGCCAUAAUUAGAAAGGCACUCAUGGGUAAAUAUGACCAGUGGGAAGAGUCCCCGCCGCUCAGCGCCAAUGCUUUUAACCCUCUGAAUGCCAGUGCCAGCCUGCCCGCUGCUAUGCCCAUAACCGCUGCUGACGGACGGAGUGACCACACACUCACCUCGCCAGGCGGCGGCGGGAAGGCCAAGGUCUCUGGCAGACCCAGCAGCCGAAAAGCCAAGUCCCCGGCCCCGGGCCUGGCGUCUGGGGACCGGCCACCCUCCGUCUCCUCAGUGCACUCAGAGGGAGACUGCAACCGCCGGACGCCGCUCACCAACCGUGUGUGGGAGGACCGGCCCUCGUCAGCAGGUUCCACGCCAUUCCCCUACAAUCCCCUGAUCAUGCGGCUGCAGGCGGGUGUCAUGGCUUCCCCACCCCCACCGGGCCUCCCCGCGGGCAGUGGGCCCCUCGCUGGCCCCCACCACGCCUGGGACGAGGAGCCCAAGCCACUGCUCUGCUCGCAGUACGAGACACUGUCCGACAGCGAGUGACUCAGAACGGGGGAGGGGGGCGGUGUCGGGUCCCAGCGAGCCACAGGAACAGCCCGGCAGGAGCAGGGUGGGUGCCGACUCCCCGCAACGAGGAAGGAGCCCCUGAGUACGCCUGCGCCUCCAUCCAUCCGUCCGUCCAGAGCCGGCAUCCUUGCCUGCCUAAAGCCUUAACUAAGACUCCCGCCCCGGGCUGGCCCUGUGCAGACCUUACUCAGGGGAUGUUUACCUGGUGCUCGGGAAGGGAGGGGAAGGGGCCGGGGAGGGGGCACGGCAGGCGUGUGGCAGCCACACGCAGGCGGCCGGGGCGGCCAGGGACCCAAAGCAGGACGACCACGCACCUCCACGCCACUGCCUCCCCCAAAUGCAUUUGGAACCAAAGUCUAAACUGAGCUCGCAGCCCCCGCGCCCUCCCUCCGCCUCCCAUCCCGCUUAGCGCUCUGGACAGACGGACGCAGGCCCUGUCCAGCCCCCAGUGCGCUCGUUCUGGUCCCCACAGGCUGCCCCAGCCAACGAGAUUGCUGGAAACCAAGUCAGGCCAGGUGGGCGGACAAAAGGGCCAGGUGCGGCCUGGGGCGAACGGAUGCUCCGAGGACUGGACUGUUGUUUUCACACAUCGUUGCCGCAGCGGUGGGAAGGAAAGGCAGAUGUAAAUGAUGUAUUGGUUUACAGGGUAUAUUUUUGAUACCUUCAAUGAAUUAAUUCAGAUGUUUUACGCAAGGAAGGACUUACCCAGUAUUACUGCUGCUGUGCUUUUGAUCUCUGCUUACCGUUCAAGAGGCGUGUGCAGGCCGACAGUCGGUGACCCCAUCACUCGCAGGACCAAGGGGGCGGGGACUGCUGGCUCACGCCCCGCUGUGUCCUCCCUCCCUCCCUUCCUUGGGCAGAAUGAAUUCAAUGCGUAUUCUGUGGCCGCCAUCUGCACAGGGUGGUGGUAUUCUGUCAUUUACACACGUCGUUCUAAUUAAAAAGCGAAUUAUACUCCA